This is a messenger RNA of Pangasianodon hypophthalmus (striped catfish), 10618 nucleotides long. It is a transcript of the gene flrt1b, whose product is annotated as fibronectin leucine rich transmembrane protein 1b. The coding region runs from base 3851 to 6025 and encodes 724 amino acids. NCBI's taxonomy places the organism in Eukaryota, Metazoa, Chordata, Actinopteri, Siluriformes, Pangasiidae. The record is from RefSeq and is a predicted model, not a curated record. Gene Ontology annotation, molecular function: protein binding. The transcript has 3 exons.
UACAGUUCAGAUGACUAACAAGCCAUAAAACAGAAAGGCAGUUCUAACUGGUCAAGCAUUUAAUGUGAUCAUGGGGAUGAUGUCUGUGUUAGGAAAUCAUAUGUAUGUUAAUGUAAAUUACAUUUACAUUAAUGGAAAUCAUGCCUAUGUUAAUGUCAAUUAUGUGUACAUUAAUUGAAAUCUUUUAUAUGUUAAUGGAAACUGUAUGUUCGUUCCUGGUAAUCAUUUGUACGUUAAUGGAAAAUAGUGUGUACAUUAAUGGAAAUCUUGUGUAUGGCUUUGUUAAUGGAAAUCAUACGUAUGUAAAUGGAAAUUGUGUGUACAUUAAUGGAAAUUGUGUGUGUGUUAAUGGAAAUCAUCUGUAUGUUAACAGCCAUUAUGUGCAUGUUAAUGCAAAUCAUAUGUAUUGACAUUAAUCAUGUGUAUGCUAAUGGAAGAUAUUUUUAUGGAAAAGUGAAAAAUGGUAAGAAUGCUGCAAACUAUUAGGGGAGUGUGUGUGUGCAUGGAGUGGAAUCAUGUGUGUUUCUAAAAUAGCAUUUCACAGGGGUGAGUGGGUGAAGCACAGUGAGCGAGUGAGAUACAGUGUGCUAAGGGAUAGUAACAGAUGUCCUUAGUGUCUGACACUCCAGAACCCUGCCAACACUUUGGCUUACACACACAUACAGACCUAAUAGUCACUUCCUCCCACUUAGUACAUAUGCAUUCACUAACACUUGACUCUCUUCUUGGAUAGUCUCACCCAGCUUAAUCAUUCAUCUGGGCAAUAGCAACAUCUGGAUUGGCUAAACCACGGGCCUGGCAGUUGAAGCACUGGUCUAAUAUAAGACAAGCUGCAAUAACAGAUGCCCUACAGCAAACUCAUCUUCCCCAAUAUCCAUUUUGCUGUUGACCAUACAGUUGAAUAUUACUGAGGCAAAUAUAUUGCUGAUAGAUAUCCUGUUGUGUCAGACCCGAGAGACAAAUAUGUGCUUAAAUCACAUGCCAGGUGUGAUUUAGUUUGUCACAUGAUUUGACGUACUACUGCAUACCGUGCUAGGUGGAAACAACCAGAGUCCCUUAAAUACAGUGUAACAUCUUUAGUAGAUCCAUAGUUUCUCUGUGGUUUCAAAUAUUCAAGGGAUUGAAUUCCUCAGAAUACCAAACACCUCCACCGCUGAUGCUUUAAAUCAACAUGCACUAGAUUUAAAUCAAUACGAGCUAGAUAUAACGGCAAAGGAGUAAUAGACCUCUCAGGGGUAUGAUUUAGGGCCAGAGUUGGUGGCAAUUGUGGUGGCCAGUCUUAUUUCAAGGAUGGCAGAUGCCUCCCAAAGCCUGCCUCCCUUAGCCUCCCUGGCACCUUCAGAGGCAUCUUCCAUUGUCUGUCUGACUGCUUUUUGUGCAACCUGUGCACUGUGUAUGCUAAUGUAAGUAUAUUUUGAGUCAAAGGGAAAAAUAUGCACGGUGUCACAAAGGUCUACAAAUGCAAAAGUGGAGCAUUCAACUAAGAAAGAGCAGAGAGGACAAGGGCCAGAGAUCUAAAAUUUUUGUACAGUGGAAAUGCUUAACUAAAUGCAAACAGAAUAAACAUCAAUGUUGUGUUUAUGUUAUAGCCUACUCAAUGAACUACUUCUCCUUACAUUCUCAGAAAAAAGGUACUAAACUGUACCAUUCCUUGUCGCUCGGGUGGUACUCUCAACCAUACCUUAUACCUUUAGUAUUUAUCUUACCUAGAAAGGUGCAUAUAGGCUAGUGUACCUUUAAAGUUUUACUCUAAAAUGUAAUUAUGUAUGUAAAAUCUUUUUUAUGCAUGGACACUCACACGGAAAGCAUGGACACCCUUUCACUUGGAAUGCGUGGACACUCUUUCACUUGGAAUGCAUGGACACUUUCACUUGGAAUGCAUGGACACUCUUUCACUUGGAAUGCAUGAACACUCUAUCACGUGGAAUGUGUGGACACUCUUUCACGUGGAAUGUGUGGACAAUCUUUGAUGUGGAAUGCAUGGACAAUUUCACAUGGAAUGAUUGGAAACCUUCACUUGGAAUGCGUGGACACUCACUUGGAAUGCGUGGACACUUUCACUUAGAAGGCAUGGACACGUUCACCUGGAAUGCAUGGACACUCACGUGGAAAGCAUGGACACUCUUUCACUUGGAAUGCGUGGACACUCUUUCACUUGGAAUGCGUGGACACUCUUUCACGUGGAAUGUGUGUACAGUCUUUGAUGUGGAAUGCAUGGACAUUUUCACAUGGAGUGCAUGGAAUCUUUCACUUGGGAUGCUUGGACACUCACAUGGAAUGCAUGGGCACUUUUCACUUGGAAUGUGUGGACACUUUCACUUAGAAUGCAUGGACACAUGUGCGGAAAGCAUGGACACUUUCACUUGGAACGCGUGGACAUGCUCACUUGGAAUACAUGGACACUCACUUGGAAUGCAUGGACACUCACGCAGAAAGCAUGGACACUCACGCGGAAAGCGUGGACUCUUUCACUUGGAACGCGUGGACACGUUCACUUGGAAUGCAUGGACACUUUCACUAGGAAUGCGUGGACAGGUUCACUUGGAAUGCAUGGACACUUUCACUAGGAAUGCGUGGACAGGUUCACUUGGAAUGCAUGGACACUCACGCGGAAAGCAUGGACACUUUCACUUGGAAUGCAUGGACAUUCGCGGAAAGCAUGGACACUUUCACUAGGAAUGCGUGGACACGCAUGCGGAAAGCAUGGACACUUUCACUAGGAAUGCGUGGACACGCAUUCGGAAAGCAUUGAAACUUUCACUUGGAAUGCGUGGACACGUUCACUUGGAAUGCAUGGACACUCACGCUGAAAGCAUGGACACUCUUUCACGUGGAACGUGUAGGCACUUGCAUGCAUCAUGCUGACACGUAGCGUUUGUGUCCUGGACAACGUGGCCCUGUCCUCUGCAUAUGGGCCAAGGGGAUGACUUCAUUUACCAUGUCCCUGCACAGUAAACUAAUAAUAAACCCUCAUUUAUGUUAUAAGGGUCUCCCUUGUGCAGCACGACACCCCUUGGUCACUGAUAGUUUCUUAUUAUUAUGUAUUUUAUUAACAAUCAUAUCGUUAAGUCACUGUGUUUAAUGUUAUAAGUGUAUUUUUUUUCUAUUGGCCCUCAAAACGGCUUGAGUCCGCUGAGGAGCUGGAGGGGUGGAGCGCGCGCGGAGCGGAGCGCGCCGCGCCGUUUGUGUGACAGAGAGAGAGCAGAGCGCGAGAGCCUGUGCGCGCGGCACUCACAACAGACCGGCGCGUGCCACAAGCGUUUUAACGGCUUUUAACGGAAAGCGGGGUCGGUAUACAUUAACUCCUGAGAGAACGAAGCGAACCGGACAGAAAUGCGGAUGACUGAGACACAGGUGAUGGAGUCUCAAAAGUGAUGCAAGCAGCAGUUCCAUCCAUCACCAUGUGAUAUACAAUCAGAAUGAUGACAGUACCUCUGGAUGAACUGAGACUUCAACUCAAAACAUCAGCUACAAGUUCUUUUGGUUUUGGGAGUGGUGACAAACAGUGACUGCUUUGACUGGUUAAGACUGGAAACUUUUUCUGGAUGGAGUUAUCCUUGUCUCUGUGCCUAUAUUUUAUAAGAAUCCCACCAGUAAUGGCUGUGAUGGGCAAGUGACAGGAAAUAAGACUGAAGAUUUUACCACAAUUUUAUCUCAUUACUGAACAGUCUGAUCCAUCUACAGUGGUACACACACACACACACACUCAUACGCUACUACUAACGCAAAAAAGGACCACCAAAUUUACUCAAGAAGGUCCAAACAGUGGUGGCAGGAAAAAAGUUCUACUCCAGUUCCCACCAAAAAAGGUUCCAGAGGAGUUGAGCAGUUUGCAGGAUACUGAAAGACCAUGGCAGCUGAAAGCGUGAUUGAACUCAGGGACUGGCUGUUCCUGCUUCUCCUUUGCCUGACCUUAUUGGUGGAGGUUCUGGAAUUUGCAGCAGCAACAGCUGCCAUCACUGAGGCAGCACUUGGGGAGGCAGAGCUUCAGGGUGAUGUUCCGUGUCCAUCAGCAUGUAGAUGUGAUGAUGGCUUUAUUUACUGCAAUGACCGUGGACUGAGCAUCAUACCACCUUUACCGUUAACAGCAGCUGUGCUCUAUUUACAAAAUAAUCGCAUUGAUAAUGCUGGCCUACCAACCUCCUUAGAACGGCGAAUGACUGUUCAAGUAGUUUAUCUCUAUGACAAUGAACUUGAUGACUUUCCAACACAUCUGCCUCCAUCACUACGUGAACUCCACCUUCAGGACAACAACAUACGAACUUUGCCUCGUGCAGCUCUUGCACGUUUACCCUUGCUGGAGAAGCUCCACUUGGAUGAUAAUUCAAUUUCAACCGUAAGCAUUGAAGACAAAGCAUUUGCAAAUAACCCACGACUACGACUUCUUUUCUUGUCACGCAACCACCUUUCAAGUAUACCAUCAGGGUUGCCAUCAUCACUAGAAGAGCUCCGUUUGGAUGACAAUCGAAUUUCUACAAUUCCAACACAUGCAUUCAGGGGACUUACCUCACUAAGACGUCUUUUUCUUGAUGGGAACUUGUUGGCAAACCAGCGUAUAGCUGAUGACACAUUUUCACGACUGUCUAAUUUAACAGAGCUCUCUUUGGUACGCAACUCUCUUCAGUCACCACCUUUAAACCUUCCUAGCAUGCACCUUCUUCGACUAUACCUACAGGAAAAUGCUAUGACUCACAUGCCAAGAGGUUCAUUGGAUGGUAUGCAUAGGCUGCAGAAGCUUGAUUUGUCCGGCAACAACCUUACAACCCUUCCUAGGGGUUUGUUCAGGGACUUGGACAGCAUCUCACAGAUACUUCUGCGUGGGAAUCCCUGGUAUUGUGGCUGCAACCUACGCUGGCUUCAUGACUGGUUGCAUGUCCGAGGUUCCUCAGUAACAGUGAGGGGUCUAACAUGCCACGGACCAGAAAAAGUCAGGGGCAAAUCACUUAGGGACCUCACAAGUCAAAUGGAGCAAUGUGAGGGAGCUGUGGAUGGACCUGGAGGAGUUGGAGGAAUUGCAGGAGCAGGGGGAGGUGAUGGACCUAAAAGAGACAAAGGGGAUUCUCCAACUGAAACCCCAACCACAACAACCCUCACACUUCCCCAGGGUUCUCUCUUCACACUCAGGUCCAGACGACCCGUACACAGAUACCCUGACUUGCGACAGGACAAUUCUGCAGAGGGUGAAGGUGAGGAUGUUGGCAAAACUUUGUUGAUCAGUGUAAAGCCUUUAACUCCAGAGACAGCCCAUAUUACGUGGCAGGCUGCUCAACCAGCCUCAGCUUUCAGGCUAUCCUGGUUAAGACUAAGCAGUAACCCAGCCAUGGGAUCUAUUACAGAGACACUCGUCCCUGGAGACCGCCGAGAGUAUUUACUCACUCAGUUACAACCACGGUCAAGUUAUAUUAUCUGCGUGGUGCCUCUUGUUGUCAGUAAAGGAAGAAGGACGCCAUUUACAGGAACAGGGGGAUUGAAUUUGAACACUGACUCAGAGCAUGAGCACCCUGCUUGUGCCAGAACAGAGACAGCAGAUCUUCAGAUUCAGCCUAGUGCUGACCAAGGUCAGGGUGAUCAAGGUACAGAUGAAUUAACUGUCUUACCCCUUGCAGGGAUUAUAGGAGGGGUGACUGCAUGUGUUUCCCUGUUCUUAAUUUUUGGGAUUUUCUGCUGGUACGGACAUCGGGCAGGAUAUCUUACAGCUGAUGAUCAUACUGUCUAUGCGCGUGAUGUUGUUGGGCCCCGUAGUGCCGUCAAGCAUUAUGAUGACUAUGUAGAAUCUGGUACCAUUAAAGACACUUCGAUCCUAGAGAUCGGAACACCUGGUUUCCAGAUGACGCCAUUGGCGGCCCAACAGCCCCUGCAGCCAAAGGCAAAAGUUGAGGACAUGACAUAUAUUCAUACUAUUUUUCCCUCAAAUAAUACAAGCCUUUACAGGAGCACCCUAAACCACACAGCAAAUCCAAGCUAUGGAACCAACCGUGGGUACAGAGAAGGGGGAAUACCAGAUAUAGAUUAUGCUUACACGUGAUAGCCUCUGUAAUAGCCCCUAUCUUUUCUGGCCACUAUCUUUAAGACAAAGUAGCUGAGUAGGGCUUUGUUCAUUGUCUUAGGUUCCAAAGUAGGGGUGUGCCAACUCAGAAGUAGUCUAUAUAUCAUCUAUAUCCAUAAUAAUCUCAUAACUUUAAAAUGCUUGUUUUAAACAUAUCAAAUUAAACAGUUAAACAGUUACAUAAACGAUUUGUAGAAACAAUCCAUGAAAUCCAAACUGUCUCCAAAUCAGUGAAACCACUGAAAACCAAAUUGUGUCCUAAAUCACUCAAGGUAGAUGUAAAACCAAUGCAUCUUCUAAAAGGCUUUUAAUAUUUUCAUUGAUUUAUUAGGGUUAUGCUAUAUGUCCCAUCAUAACCACGUAAUUUCCAUGAAACAUGAUUACCAUAUGGCCUCAUUUUCAUACACACUGUCAUAAAGCAGGUUUUCACACGGCACACCCCUAGUCCAAUGUACCCUUUGUGCCUCCUUUGGUCUGUUUCCAGUCUAUCUGUAAACCGUUACAAUUUGAGACAACAAUUUCCUGGGGAAAAAAAAAUCUAGAACAACAAAUAAGUGCCAGAGAUACCAGUCUUGGUAUUGAUAUUAUUUAACAUUGAAGGUUUGGGGAACUUUUAUAUUUUUUUCAUACCUGUUUAUUUCCUUGAGCUAAGUCAUGUUAAAGAGACAUAACAGUAGCAUUAAGAUAAUGUUAUCCUGAGGAACCAGGUGUGUAUAGUUAUUACUUUACUACCUGUACUGUGUGUGAACAAAGGAAAAUGGGUGCCUUUCAUUUGUUGUCAACAUCUACUAUGACAAAAACAAGGGUUUUUUUUUUUGUAAUUCAGAUUAUAGGUUCCUACUAUUCCCAUUACCUCUGUCUCUCUUUUGAUUUUCUCUGGUAUUGUAAUAUUUUCAUGCUGUGCAAUGACUUUGUUCCCGGCCCAGAAAGCUGACAGGGGUGAUAACAGUUUGACAAUUUGUUGGUUUAUUUCUUUUUAUUGAGAAAAUUUGAAGGGUGGUGGGGGGUUGGGGGGGGGGUUGCCAGGAAAACAGAAAAACAACAGGUUAUGGUUUCAUGCUUAUUAAGAAAUUAGUCAUUAAAUAGUGCAGUUAUUGCUAAAUGGCCAUCAUAUAUUCAAAAACAGAGCUAAAAAGAAGCUAGUUGAGAUGUUCAAAAGGGGGAAAAAGCCUAUUCAAAGACAAUCAUGUGAGUAAGACAUCUCUCUCAAACUGACAGGCUGACACAGAUAAAGCAGUCAAUUUGGUACUAACUUAAUCCAAGCUAAUGGGAAGGGGAUAUCGAUACAGAACCACUGUCUGGAGAAUAACAUGAGCACUUAAUCCAAUAAAGGCCAUGAAAAGUGGUCAGUGGACAUUUCCAUGACUCUAACUAUGUCACCAUGAAGAACCGCUAGUAAUAUCCAACCAUGCCCUUAAGGUACUGACAACAGAAAUCAGGGACAAAUAUAAAAAUAAUAGUUACAACACUGUGGACCUCUGCAACUUUUGUAUAAGUAAUGGGGUGUGGUAUAGAACACAGUCUUUCUUUUUAAAUGGCUAAGGAGAAACUCUUACCCAAAUUAUUGGUAGAAACUGGGAGCAUUGCUUGUAAAUCUGGAGUGUUAGGAAUGUCAACAGAAUAGUAUAUAGUCCCUUUAAUUUUCCUGCCUUUUAUGAUGCAUUUUGAAAGUGAAAUAUCUGAACAAAUAGCAAAUCUGUUACUUUUUCUCUGCAGUAAAUAAUAAACAGCUUGUUUUUUCCCAUCAGUAUAUAUAUAUACAUCAAAAUUAAAACAGUUGUGCUGAACAGCAUUUCUGUGUUUAGUUUGAGUUUUACAAGAAUACAUGAAAAGAACAACAUGCUGUUUUUUUUUUCCUAAUUUGCCAAAUAUAAAAUCAAAUCAUACACAAAUCAUGGGUAGGUCCUCAAUGGGUCCUGGCAUUUCAAGGAAAAUUCUCUCAAAAAUAAUGUCCAUUUAUGGCACAAGUGUCAGUGAGGUAAGAGAAUAAUGUGGAGAGAAAGCAAAUGGACUGCGUUUAAGAGCAGACAUGUCUUCAAUCUGAAGAGUGUGGUAAUGCCUGUGUAAGCAACACAUGGAUCAAUAUAAUGAGAGAGGACAAUGUAAGUGUCCAACUAAGACAGAGAAGGGGUUGCCAUAGGCAGUUAUUCACAACACCAAUUCAUCCAAUUUUAUUUAUCAAUAUAAUUCUGGACAUUUAAGCAAAAUCAUUCUUGGCUAUUUAUGAUCAACAGCAACUAAACUUUUAUUAAUCAUAUGACUCUUUUAAGCAGCUGCCUACAGGGAGCAGACACUUACAUGGAUCUAAUGAAUCGUUGGAACCCAAAACUGUCUGACACAACGGUGUGUGCGUGUGUGCAUGUGUUUGUGUGAGAGAGAGCAAAAGAAAACAAGGUUAAUCUGGUCUAACUGGUGUGAACACUGUUUUGAUGGAUUAGUCAACUGAUACAUAGCACUAACCGGGAAGUUAAUCUACGUGCAGAUUAUUUCACUCAAGUUUGGAUUCAAAUGAAAGGGCAAAUUUUGAAAUAUAGAAUUAACACUUACACUUGAGAUAGCCCAAUGUUUUUUACAAGUUCUAAAAAACUAGACUGAAAGAGUUCAUACAAACUGAGCAAGAAACAGGAAAUUUUUCAAUCAGUUUUGACAUUAGCCUAACAGAGCUACGCAACAAGCUUCCUGAUGAUGGCCUCGAUGAAUAGCAUGUCUCCUCUUCCUGCAUUUACCACAUUGGGGCAAUUAAGCUAAUUAGACUAAGAGAAGGCCAGCAUUCAAGCUUCCUUCAUUUGAGCUAAAGUGGCGAUUGAUUGGAAGAGAAUGGAAGGGGUGGGAGGCUUUUAACGAGGCCUGCAAUAAUUGCUAUGCAUGCCUUUCUGCAAGCUCAUUGAGUUAGUUUUAAAACCACCAUACCAUUCAUUAAUGGUUCAGCAUCUGAGAGUUGGUUCAUCAAUGCCAUACAUCAAACAGAAUUUCAAUUAACACAGUGAACAUUCUGCAGAAAUUCCAGAUGUUGCAGAACAUUCACAUAAAAGAACAUAUCUGCUCAUUAACUCAUCAUUUCACAGUCAUAUUCGCUUCAUCUACAUCCUUACAAUUCUAUUCCAAAGUUUUUCAACCAUGAUAUACUAUUUCUAAAGUGCUAGGCUACUAGGUAGGUAUUUAGUACUAAAUUAUUAUACUCACUGGAAAAACAGCAUCACACGCUUAGUAAAAAAUUCGUAAGCGUCUCAGAUUGCAGUGAAUUUAUUAGGCGUGUGACAACUGUUUCCCUCUAUCAAGCCUGGCUUCCAAUUAGCAACAAUGUGACAUACGCUGAGAGAUGUGAGAUUUCACUGCGUGAAUUCAUUUUAAAUUCGCUUACGCUAGUGAGAGAGGGCUCUGAACCAGGAGCUUGGAAUGCUAAGCCUCAUUUGCAACAGAUAACAGAUUUAAUGGCUUACACACUUUGACAAAUAAGGCACAUUUUCAGACCUAUUUAGAGAUGUCUACACAUUUUCCCCUCUCAUAUGCCCAUACGAAAAAAUAUUCUGUGUACUAAAGCUGUGUAAAUUUACUCGCUGUGGGUUAGAGAAGCAUGUGAAUUAUACGCCGUAUGAACUAAACUAUCAGGCCACAAGAGCGAAAAAGCUGCAUGUGGUGCUCCUCACUCCUCCCCACUCUAUUUAUCAUCCCUUUAUUUAAACUACAGAGCCAUUUCUCUGUCUUACACUGGAGAGGGAUCUGUAGGUCAUAUCCCAGGGCUUUUUAGAUAAUACCACUGUCAGUCAGGGGAAGACUAAUAUAAUAAUUUAAAAAAAUCUCUAACCACAUUAACAUGGCUCUCUUAUCUAAAGUGCCAGUGAAAUGAAAACGUAAAAAAGAGAGGUCUGGUGCUGGUGCUGGGUUCUGUUCCAAUCUACAGUAUAUCGGAUAGCGUCACUUUUAUCUGGCAUCAUUCCUCUGCCUUCCUGGGAAUCUGGUUUGCAAUAUCUGUUAUCUAGGUCCCAGAAUAUACAUCCUCCUCUUCCAUCAGAGUAAUCCAAAUAGAAAGACUCAAAGGGAAAAUUUAAAUCAACAUGCCAAAUUCAAUCUCUUUUCCUGAGCCAAGAAGGCCUGAUGAUGAGAGACGUCCUUAAAGCCCUUGUCUAGGGAAACAGGCACUGUCAGAGUUGUUUAGCAGAAGUUAUGGGGUCAUUGACGAAACAGACGUUUAAGGAGAAAUUCUGACCAAAGUCUGUAGCUUUGAGUUUAAAGUGUAGUAGUCAUGCCUUUUUAGCUCAAAACCCUCUCUCAGGGCAUUAUCAUAAUCAUGUCUACCUUGAUUGUGGCUUUAAAGUUUUAAAUGUACAAACAACAGUAAGAAAUCAAACAUAAAUAAACAUGAGAAAUUUUAUUAGGUCAUAUGAUUUACUAUGACUUACAGACAUCACUGCAUGUAACUCCCUUUUCUCUCUAGCUCACAGCUUAACAAUCCACUCUUCAUGAAACGACGCAUCUUAAUAAAACAACCUGCAACAAUAUAUCUUCCCUAAUUUACUAGAUGGAUAGACGGAUCAAUGGGUAGAUGGAUGGAUGGAUUUAGUAGUGUAAAAG